This is a messenger RNA of Miscanthus lutarioriparius, 2217 nucleotides long. The record is from the annotation of a GenBank genome assembly. NCBI's taxonomy places the organism in Eukaryota, Viridiplantae, Streptophyta, Magnoliopsida, Poales, Poaceae.
AUGGAGGGUUCGUCGUCCUCGCCGGGCGACGGCGGGGGCGUCUUCCAGGUCCAGGUCGCGGUGGCCGUGCGCGGGGACGGCCGCGCCAGCCGCCGAGCCGCGCGGUGGGCCGCCUCCAGCCUUGUCCCGGCCGGCGGCCGCGUCGCGCUCGUCCACGUCAUCCCGCCCGUCUCCUUCGUCCCGUCUCCAUGUAAGGAUCACUUCACUUACCGUCCUCCUAGUCCCUCCCCUUCCUCGAGUCCUUUGGGUUUCAAAUGGCAGCGACCUGACGUUGGGCUCCAUGAUUUCUCUCGGUGUGGCGAAGCGGGGGAGAGGGUGCCGGUGGAGAAGAUGGAGCGGGAAGUGGUGGAGAUGUACGCGCAGGACUGCCGCGCGCGCGCGCAGGAGGUCUUCCUCCCCUUCCGCCGCCUCGUCGGCCGCGGCGGCAGAACCGUGGAUACGGUGGUUCUGGAAGGGGAUAGCGUCGCGGAGGCGCUGGUGAAGUACGCGGCGGAGUCCGGCGUCCGUAGUCUCGUGCUCGGAUCCGCCACACUCAGCUGGUUCCGGAGGAUUUUACGGCUCCAAGAUGUGCCUUUUACAGUUCUGAAAACUGUGCCAAGUUUCUGCAACAUAUUUGUCGUGUCCCGGCGCAGAUUAACAAUAAAAAUUGCAAAUCAGGCUCGAAAUAGCAAGUCGAACGCUUCUAUUCGGAUUCAGUCAAUAAGUCAUAAAGCAUUUGAUCAAAUACAGAGGGACUGGUUGCAAGACAAACAGGCUUUGAAUAAUCUGGCUGAUGAUGAGAUACCAAAAUAUUCUGGAAAUUCUAGUUCAGGCUCAUUCUCUCAAGUCUGCAGUUCUCUAAGCACUUCUUCCAACGCCAUUAAAAGUUCAGAAAGUCAUAGAAGAGGUUUUUUAGGAAGCUUAGGUCGAAGGACACCAGGGAGAGAAAGGAACAAUGAUUUUGAUGCUAUUAGCCAAUUGAAGGAAGUUCAUUAUGUUGCCUUAAGCUCAGUUGAAGAGUACCAACAUAUAGAUGAAGAAGAAAAACUGAGGAAGGAGCUGAAGGAUACUUUGAUGAUGUAUGACAGAGCUUGUGGAAAUCUCGCCCAUGCUAAGAAAAAGAUUCAGUUACUUUCUAGUGAGUGCUGUGAAGAUGUGAAUAAGGUGCAAGAGGCACUGCAGAGAGAGGAAAUGUUGAAACAGACGGUUGCAGAUGAGAAAACCAAACAUUUAGAAGCAAUUGGAGCAGUUGAGAUGGCAAAAAAUGCAUUUACACACGAGACCUAUUCCAAGCACCAGGCUGAAAUAUUAGCUAACAUGGUGUCUAUUGAGAAUGCUAAGGUUGUGGAUGCCCUUUUAUCAACGGUCAAAAGUUGCAGGCAGUACUCGAAACAUGAAAUAGAGCUUGCCACUGAUUACUUUUCUGAUGCAAAGAAGAUUGGUGAGGGUGGCUAUGGGAACGUAUACAGGUGUACCCUUGACCACACUGAAGUAGCUGUAAAAGUUAUUCAACAAGAUUCCACCAAUAAGAUUGAUGAGUUCUUGAGAGAGGUGGAGAUUCUCAGCCAACUUCACCAUCCCAAUUUGGUUUUACUGCUUGGUUUUGUCCUGAAAUUGGAUGCCUUGUAUCUUGUGCCAGAAGGGUUAACAGAGUACAGAGACACUGUCAUCGCUGGCACUCUGUAUUACAUGGAUCCGGAGUAUCAAUUAACUGGGACAAUUCGACCAAAAUCAGAUCUUUUUGCUUUGGGUAUUAUCAUUCUUCAACUACUAACUGGCAAGCGUCCACAUGGGCUGGUAAGUAGUGUAGAAGAGGCAAUUAAAAGGGGGAUAUUAUCAGAUAUCCUCGACAAGUCUCAGCCUGAUUGGCCAAUUGCUGAGGCCGAGAUGUUGGCAAAACUUGGGUUGUGGUGUACAGCCUUAAAAUGCAGGGACAGACCUAACCUUGAGUCGGAAGUGCUUCCAGAGCUCGAAAAUAUCCUAAGCAGGGUUACUGUUUCUUUCAAACUCGAAAAUAUCCUUGCACCAAGCCACUUCUUCUGUCCGAUACUGCAGGAGAUAAUGGAAGAUCCUUACGUUGCUGCUGAUGGGCACACCUAUGAGCACAGGGCAAUCAAAGCUUGGCUCGAAAAAUACAAGAUAUCCCCAGUGACAAAUCAGAGGCUUCCACAUUUAUCCAUAAUUCCCAACCAUUCCUUGCAUGCGGCAAUACAACAAUGGAAGUUGCGGACAUCUUAA